Molecule: messenger RNA, 3443 nt
Organism: Chelonus insularis
Lineage: Eukaryota; Metazoa; Arthropoda; Insecta; Hymenoptera; Braconidae
Product: ATP-dependent DNA helicase Q5-like
Exons: 8
Coding region: 539-2185 (548 amino acids)
Biological process (GO): double-strand break repair via homologous recombination
Cellular component (GO): nucleus; chromosome; cytoplasm
Molecular function (GO): nucleic acid binding; four-way junction helicase activity; 3'-5' DNA helicase activity
Source: RefSeq, a predicted model, not a curated record
CGUGUUACUCAGAAACAGAAAUCAAACUUCUUACUGUUGCAAACAAGGCUUGACAGAUUUCAUUUGUAUUGGUAAAAUCAACAAAAGAGUCGUUCCCCACCGUGCAGAUUUGUUGCUGUAUAUAAUCCGUUUUCCCGCCAGAAAAAUAAGACUGUUUGGUUAGUUCUGCUAAUUUUUAGACACUAUUUACUUCUAACUUGAAAAUACAUAUAAAAUAAGGUUAAGUGAUGUGUUUUUAAAGUGUUUUAAUUUUUAUCUUACCACGACAAUAUAUUUAACCCUUCACACUAGAAUAUUUAGGGUGAAUUGUGUAUUGGAAAUUCACAUAACCACAAGGCCAUCACUGAGUGUAUAUGUUUUAUGGCAGCUGAUGUUUCAUGUUACCAGCUUCAUUAGAAUAUUCAGAUCAAUAUACGCAGUUUAUAUUUUCAUAGACUGAAGACUUUUAUAUAUUUACAACAAUAAAAUAAUUUUCUUCGUGAUUUUUUGUAUAUUAGUACAGAAAUAUUUCAACCUUUAAGUAAUUAUAGCAGACAUUAUGGAAGAAGAAAUACAAGGAGCAUUGAAACAGUUUUUUCAAUUUGAAUCAUUUAAAUCAAAAGACCAAUAUCGUGCUACUGCAUGUGUAAUGUUGCAUAUGUUAACAAAAGAUUCAGAUGUAUUAAUUAAUUUACCACCUGCUUCUGGAAAGUCAAUUUGCUUUCAAUUGCCAACAAUGUCAUACGACGCAAAAAUUACUAUUGUAAUUGUACCAGAUGAAUACACCGGUGACGAACAAAUACAUUUUUUAGCUGAACAUCGAAUUAAAGCAUUUUAUGUUCAUUCAAAAACAUGUGAAAUUGAUAUAUCGGAAUUUCUUGAAGAAUUUGUUGAAAAUAUGAACCUCAAAUUUAUUUAUGUCACUGCAAAUAUGCUAAUAACAAAUUGGUUUCAGAUGUUAAUUCAAGUGAUGAAUGAUUUUGAUUUAAUUGUAUCUAUUGUGAUAGAUGAAGCACAUUGUAUAAGUGAGCAUUAUGGAAAGCCUAUUCAAUCAUAUAAAGAAAUUUCCAAACUACGAGAUAUUUUUCCUAGUACCCCUUUUAUAGCUUUGACUUCAGUUGGCACUGAUAAGAUCAUGACAGACAUAAAAAAUAAUUUAAAAUUAAAGAAUCCUCGAGAAAUAAAUCACCCAGAUUGGCAGCUUCCACAAGCAUACCUUCAAGUACGAUUCAAAGAUAUUAUACGUAAACCGUUUAAUGAUAUUACAAAUCUUAUCAAAAAUAUCACGGAUACUUCAAAAACAUUUUGUGGAAUUAUUGUUUGUUCAAAUUGUGAAGAUGUUUUGAAAGUUGCACAACAAUUAACUGCACUUGGUAUUCCUACGACAGCAUAUUGUUCAAAGGUGGAAGAACAUCAAAGAAAUCAAAAUGAACAAGAUUGGAUGGCUGGAAAAAUAACGAUGUUGGCAGUUACACAUCAUUUUGGAAUGAAAUUAAGUAAACCCUCGGUUACGUGUAUUAUUCACUGGACACUUCCAUUGACAAUGGAGCAAUAUUAUCAAUUUAUUAAAAAAUAUACAAGAUACAAUAAUCCAAUUCUCUGCAGAUCAUAUUUAAGUCUAGCAGAUUGGGUGAAUUUUCACAAGGAAGCUAUAAGAAUGUCUAGUCAAAUUUUUAGAGAAUAUACAAAAAUGAUAGAGUAUUGUAUAACUCCUAGGUGUCGACACGUGUUUUAUUUAAAAUACUUUGGAAUUGAAGUAAAUCCUUGUGGUAAUUCUUGUGAUUUUUGUGAAAAAGAAUCUUCAGUUAGAGUACAACAAAAAAUGUUUCAACAAUUUGUUGAUCAUCAUAUUUGGUAUCCAAAAACUAAAAAUUCCUUUACUUCACGAGUUUACAAUAUAAAACAGACACAUUAUAUAAAAAAUCUUACAUCUUGGCAAAGAUGUUUUCAGUGUGAUAAUUUAAAAAAAGCUCUAAUUACAAAUUAUCAAAAUUCAUGUAGUGUAAAUAAGCCAAUCAUGACAAUUAAAGAUUUUCAUGAUUUUGCAAAACAAUUAGAAUUCUCUGUAUUUGGUACAAGUUUCAAACAGCACACUUAUUGUGACAGAAUGAUUAAAUUGAUAAUGAAAAUUGAGAACUCAACAAAAUCGAAAGAAUUGUCUAACUUCAUUCUUACUUACAAGUAUAGAAAAGGACAGAUUCAUUAACAUAAUCAAUAUUCAUACUCAUCCACAUAUCGUAUUUGAUAUUCGUAAUUCAGUAUAAAAUAGCAAUAGAUUCAAUUGAGCUUGUAGAAAAAGAAGCAUUUUUACCAAAAUUUAUUUUAAGAUACCUGCCUGUUUAAGAACAUUAAGAACAUCAUACUAGUGAUCAAUUUGAAAUUAUUUCUACAGAUUUUCAAUUGGUCAAGUUUUUUAAAAGACACUGACCAUAGACAGUGAAAAUUGUACCGAGGCAACAGUACUGGAAAGUUAAUAAAGAACAGAAGAUCAAGGAAAGAAACAUUCCAAGUGAUACUGCAACCUCUUAAUAACCCUGAGGCUUUGCAAUUUUUCAGUGGGAUUUAUUAGAGCAUCAUUCUAUGGCUUUACGAUGCACCUGGUCGAAUAUCCUUUCCUUUCUUCGACACCUUUCUCGCGUAUUCUCUUUCCUUUUUUCAUUCGUCCACCAAAGAUCUGACUUCGAAGCAGUCUCAGAAUUUUUUUCUCUCUUUCACAUUUCCUUUCUUCCUAUUUUUCUCUCUUUCCCACAUACUCUAUUCCACCUACUCAUCCUGUCUUUUAUUCCGCUUUGCUUCUUUUUCUUCUUUCACACACAAGACUUGAACCCGGUGCCAGCUUAGUUAAUUAUUUUAUUCUCACGCCGAGCCGUCAGGUUUGCGCGUGCCUUUCAUUAAACUCUCUUUCUCAUUUUCUCUUCGUCUACACAUCAUACAGAUCACGUUGACUAUGUAUAUUUUUGUCAAUGAUUAAACUCUUUUAUUUGUUCACUUUUGUUAGCUACAGUUGUAUGUAAUAAAUAUUUUAUUGUCUCGAAAAGAAGUUAUCAAGCCAGAGAGUCUGUUGUUUGAGGUUUAGGAGGAUAUAAAAAGGAUGUCGAGUAUAUGCUUCACAGAGAUUUUAUGGCAAAAAGUAGUGGGGAAACCUCGAGCGUGCCAAGACGCGGUCACACUGAGUACAAAUAUAACAACAUAACUCUGACACUUGUACUUAUUAUUGUGGCUAUACAAAGCAUCCGACAUUUUUUAAUUACUUGGAUAAGAACCAAUUAAUGUCACCAGGAAUAAAUAUUCACAAAUUUUAUGUCUUUCAAUUAUCUUGGUGAACUUAGAGUAUAUUCAUGUAUAUAUUUGUCUAUUUAUAUGUUGGCUAGAAUUUAAUCAUACGAAUAUUGAUAAAAUUAUAUUUAUAUUAAUUUUUUAAUAAUAAUUUUUACAUUCUGAAGCUUUACUUCAACUUAGACUCA